Molecule: messenger RNA, 578 nt
Organism: Solanum lycopersicum (tomato)
Lineage: Eukaryota; Viridiplantae; Streptophyta; Magnoliopsida; Solanales; Solanaceae
Product: putative NADH dehydrogenase [ubiquinone] 1 beta subcomplex subunit 7
Cellular component (GO): mitochondrion
Source: RefSeq, marked validated
GAGGGGAAAAUUCGCAGAGAAAAAUCCCAAAAUCGAACAAACGAAAGUCAAUUUGGCAAUGGAGGUUCCAGGUUCAUCGAAGAAGAUGAUUGCAACACAAGAAGAAAUGGUGGAGAACAAAGUGCCAUUAGCAUAUAGGGAUCAGUGCGCACACCUUUUGAUCCCUUUGAACAAGUGUCGGCAAUCGGAAUUUUAUCUUCCAUGGAAGUGCGAGGAUGAGCGCCAUACAUAUGAGAAGUGUGCGUAUGAGCUUGUUAUGGAACGGAUGCUUCAGAUGCAGAAGAUCCGUGAAGAGGAAGCACGAAUGAAGCAAAAGGGACAUCAAUCCAUUCCUCUCAUUCCUAAGACUGCUAAUGCCUAGUUUUUUUUCCCAUCAUCUAGGGAGAUGAAAAAAUUGCCAAUGUCUCCAGAAACCAAGAGAAUUAUCAAAUACUAGUUGGUGGAUUUGUAUUUGAAGUUGAUUUCUGUUGAGUGAUAAAGAUGGUGUGGACUAUUUGUAACCUCUACCUGAAUGCAAAUAAUGUUUUCUCAUCAACAGUUUUUAUGCUAUUCUAAAACCAGUUUGAUGAUUUUUGCUU